GUGAUUAAUAUCUGCACGUGUGCGAUAUUCAUCAGUAUUUACUUGCACUAUUCUUUUUAUUAGUAUUAUUGAGUACUUAAGGCAUAUUAAUAAACAGUAUAACAUUUUCUGCUCAAUAUGCCCAAAGUGAAAAAGGAAAAAGGUCCUAGUGACUAUGGCAAACAGGGUAUAAUGUUCAAAAAAGAUUUUGGACAACAUAUAUUGAAAAAUCCACUCAUUAUUCAAGGAAUGGUAGAAAAAUCAGCUUUAUUACCAACAGAUACUGUACUCGAAAUUGGUCCUGGAACAGGAAACUUAACUGUAAAGUUAUUAGAACGUGUUAAGACAGUGGUAGCUUGUGAAAUUGAUGUUAGGUUAGUGGCCGAGUUGAAAAAGCGUGUUAUGAAUACGCCAUACCAAAAUAAGUUGCAAAUAAGAGUUGGAGAUGUUCUUAAAUCUGAACUACCUUUUUUCAAUGUUUGUGUAGCUAAUAUUCCAUAUCAAAUAUCAUCGCCUUUGGUUUUUAAAUUACUUUUACACAGGCCUUUUUUCCGAUGUGCUGUUCUUAUGUUCCAAAGAGAGUUUGCUUAUCGUCUAGUGGCCAAGCCUGGAGAUAAACUAUACUGUCGUUUAUCAAUUAACACACAGCUCUUGGCAAGAGUUGAUCUUAUAAUGAAGGUUGGAAAAAAUAAUUUUAGACCUCCUCCAAAAGUUGAGUCCAAUGUAGUGCGUAUAGAACCUCGUAAUCCACCACCUCCGAUUAACUUCAAAGAAUGGGAUGGCUUAACAAGAAUUGCAUUUUCCAGGAAAAAUAAAACAUUAGGUGCAAUUUUUAAACAAAAUGCUGUUGCAGUAACCUUGGAGAAAAAUUAUAGAGUUUAUUGCUCUUUAAAAAAUCAAGAAAUAGGAGAAGACUUUGAUAUUAAACAAAAACUGGAUGAUGUUUUAAAUAAAAAUGAUUUUUGUGAAAAAAGAGCAAGAAAAAUGGAUAUUGAUGAAUUUAUUGAAUUACUACUUGCCUUUAAUAAGGAGGGAAUUCAUUUUCAAUGAUCACAAAAAAAUCUGGAUAUGUAAUUUUUAAAUUUAAAACUGUUAUAACUUGGAUUUAAAAAAUAAAUAAAUU
Melanaphis sacchari is the source of this 1102-nucleotide messenger RNA. Its product is annotated as probable dimethyladenosine transferase. Gene Ontology annotation, cellular component: mitochondrial matrix. The record is from RefSeq and is a predicted model, not a curated record. The transcript has 7 exons. Gene Ontology annotation, molecular function: rRNA (adenine-N6,N6-)-dimethyltransferase activity. NCBI's taxonomy places the organism in Eukaryota, Metazoa, Arthropoda, Insecta, Hemiptera, Aphididae. The coding region runs from base 118 to 1029 and encodes 303 amino acids. Gene Ontology annotation, biological process: rRNA methylation.